Messenger RNA from Cannabis sativa, 558 nucleotides. RefSeq lists its product as uncharacterized. The transcript is spliced from 2 exons. Gene Ontology annotation, molecular function: ribonucleoside triphosphate phosphatase activity. The record is from RefSeq and is a predicted model, not a curated record. NCBI's taxonomy places the organism in Eukaryota, Viridiplantae, Streptophyta, Magnoliopsida, Rosales, Cannabaceae. The coding region runs from base 232 to 558 and encodes 108 amino acids.
GACAGUGGCUCAACUCCAAAUACACAACUUCAGAUAUAGUGUAAUGGUUGUUUUUCUAGGUAUAAUUUACUCAUGAGUAGGCAGAGGUUUUGUGGAAGGGUCAUGACUUAUUUAUCAUGUUUUGGAAAAUCCAUUAGCCAUUUUGAAUUCUUCGUCAAUUGGUUAGUUCAAUAGUAUAUUACUCAUUGUCUGCAAUGCAAAGUAUGUACCUUUGUCUUUUUAGAAUUUCAAAUGUUUUUUAAAGAGGUAAAAAUGUGCUUCUUACUACUCUCUCAGGUGAAAGAAGAUACUGAUCUCUUUAUCAUUGAUGAAGUUGGAAAGAUGGAGUUGUACAGUUCAUCUUUUUUCCCUGAUGUUCUUAAAGUUCUGGAAUCAAAUAUACCAAUCUUAGCUUCUGUUCUAAUUCCAAAAUUUGGACGUGAUAUACCUGGAGUUGCUAGAUUGAAGAAUCAUCCUGGUGCAACAAUCUUUACACUCACUGAGAGUAACAGAGAUGUAAUGAAAGAGCAGAUAUCCUCUCUUUUGGCUGAUUCUACCGAGAAAAAUAUAGACCUUUAA